CGACAUCGAGAGAGAGGGAAAUGAAAACCCAGCGCCAUUGACAGUACACCCCGAGGACACGGGCAUACAAGCCGGAGCAGAGAAUUUCAUGAGAGCCGACAUGGAACAUGAAGGAAAUGGAAAACCAACGCCAGUGACACAACCGACCGGAAAGACGCGUCGGCCAUCUCCGGAUGGAUUGCUUCCGCCAGGACAUGGCUCGGCCGUUGCUAAGCCGGGAAGACGGAAGCCGGGAAUAGUCGAGAUGGGACACGAAGGAAAUGAAAAACCAACGCCAGUGACACAACCGACCGGAAAGACGCGUCGACCAUCUCCGGAUGGAUUGCUCCCGCCAGGACAUGGCUCGGCCGUUGCUAAGCCGGGAAGACGGAAGCCGGGAAGAGUCGAGAUGGGACACGAAGGAAAUGAAAUACCAACGCCAGUGAGAGGCGACAUCGAAAGUGAGGGACAUGAGAAACCAACCCCAGUGCGGAAAAACAACGCGGCUGGUGGAAAACCUGGUAACAGAGAUGAGGAGACAAUAUUACCUGAGGAAGCGGACAUGGAAGGACCAGCUGGAAAUUUUAUGAGAGCGCAUGCCGAGAGCGAGGGAAAUGGCAGACCAACGCCAGCGACACAACCGACCGGAAAGACACGACUGCCUGCUGCGGAUGGAUUUGUACCGCGGAAAAAUGGCGCGGCUGGUGGAAAACCUAACAGAUAUGAGGAGGCAAUAUUACCUGAGGAAGGGAGCAUGGAAGGAGCAGACGGAAGUUUCGUGGUAAGCAUCAUGCGUCUUACAGACACAAUAUCGUGCAUUUCUUGCGCUUCUGCAAACUUUUACUCUUACCGAUUAUUGUGA
Molecule: messenger RNA, 841 nt
Organism: Dermacentor andersoni
Lineage: Eukaryota; Metazoa; Arthropoda; Arachnida; Ixodida; Ixodidae
Source: RefSeq, a predicted model, not a curated record